Dioscorea cayenensis subsp. rotundata (Guinea yam) is the source of this 635-nucleotide messenger RNA. RefSeq names its product non-specific lipid-transfer protein 1-like. The transcript is spliced from 2 exons. The record is from RefSeq and is a predicted model, not a curated record. Bases 40 to 399 code for a protein of 119 amino acids. Gene Ontology annotation, cellular component: membrane. Gene Ontology annotation, biological process: lipid transport. Gene Ontology annotation, molecular function: lipid binding. NCBI's taxonomy places the organism in Eukaryota, Viridiplantae, Streptophyta, Magnoliopsida, Dioscoreales, Dioscoreaceae.
AAUAGCUCAUCAAACUCACACACCAGUGACAAAAUCAGCAUGGCUACCAUCAAACCAAAGUUAUCAAUCUAUCUUAUGCUAAUUGCCCUCAUUCUUGCAUAUGAUCUAUGUCCUUUAUCAGCAUUGACAUGCACUAACGUGCAACAAUCACUUCAACCAUGUAUUCGCUACGUGAAGGGGAUCGGUAUCUUGACGGCUCCGUGCUGUGCCGGCGUUCGGCAACUUAAUAAUGUGGCGAAAACCACGGCGGACCGCCGACUUGUUUGCGGUUGUCUCAAAAAAUUCUACUCCAUGAUCCAUGGUUUCAAGCCCAGCCUCAUUCCCGGCAUUCCGGGAAUGUGUCGUGUUAAACUACCGUAUUCAAUUAGUGCCAAUAUGGAUUGUUCCAGGAUAGGCUAAGCCGGAGUUCCUGAUAUUUUAUAGAUCUAUUUUGUGUGAUAAAAAACCAUUGAACUUGGUGUGUGUAUUUAUGUACAUGUUGCAAGUCAAAGUGAAUGAUUUUAUUCUUCACAUUACUGUUUGAAAAUGUUUAUCAUAUUGAGUAGCAUAACAUGCUACUUGAGGUUUUAUUUAUUGCCAGUGUGUCUGUAACUGUCUUCUCUUUAAUAAAUGGUGGAUAUACUUUUAAAUUUUAA